CUGGACAAAAUGUAUUUUGACGCUGGGCAGAUGAACGGGACGGAGGGGAAUAACUUUUACAUCCCGAUGUCCAAUAGGACAGGGCUCGUGCGGAGCCCCUUUGAGUAUACGCAGUAUUAUUUGGGUGAGCCGUGGCAAUUCAAACUACUGGCAGUUUAUAUGUUUUUUCUCAUCUGUUUGGGCCUCCCUAUCAACGGUCUGACGUUGCUAGUUACAGCUCAGCACAAAAGGCUCAGACAGCCAUUAAACUUUAUUUUGGUUAAUCUUGCUGUGGCUGGAAUGAUCAUGGUCCUCUUCGGAUUUACUAUCACACUUACUUCUGCUGUUAACGGUUACUUUGUCUUUGGAACUAUGGGAUGCGCUAUUGAGGGUUUCAUGGCAACGCUUGGAGGUCAAGUCGCUCUUUGGUCACUGGUGGUGCUCGCUGUUGAAAGGUAUAUUGUUGUGUGUAAACCCAUGGGUAGCUUCAAAUUCACGUCUUCACAUGCUAUGUCAGGAAUUGCCUUUACUUGGAUCAUGGCAGCUAGCUGCGCUGUUCCCCCACUUGUGGGAUGGUCCAGGUAUAUUCCUGAAGGAAUGCAGUGCUCAUGCGGACCAGAUUAUUACACAUUAAACCCUGAAUAUCACAAUGAAUCAUACGUUAUAUACAUGUUCUUCUGUCACUUCUUUGUUCCCGUUACAAUAAUAUUCUUCACAUACGGAUGUCUUGUGUGCACUGUCAAAGCGGCAGCAGCUCAACAGCAAGACUCAGCAUCUACUCAGAAAGCUGAGACGGAAGUGACACGUAUGGUCAUCCUGAUGGUUUUUGGUUUCCUGGUGGCAUGGACCCCUUAUGCUAGUGUGGCAGCUUGGAUUUUUUUAAAUAAGGGAGCUGCCUUCAGUGCCCAGUUCAUGGCUGUUCCUGCCUUUUUCUCAAAGAGCUCCUCAAUAUUCAACCCCAUUAUCUAUGUGCUGCUAAACAAGCAGUUCCGGAGCUGCAUGUUGACCACCCUUUUCUGUGGCAAGAACCCGCUCGGUGAUGACGAGGCCACAUCUGUUUCAACAAGCAAAACAGAGGUGUCCUCAGUUUCUCCGGCAUAACAGAAAAUUGUCUAUGCACCCGAUUCUUACUCCCCUUCUUACUUGUUUUUGUCAUGUACAGUAUAUGUACAGUCAGUGAACUCACGGUUAGCUGAGACAACCAAUAGGAUUGUAAGAUCAGGUCUGACAGCAGCAGGAACAACACUUACUUUUCAGUGGGCAAGACACAACAAGAUAAAGAUAAGACGAAGAUCUAUUUAAGCCGAUCUACAAAGGUGCUCACCUCUACUGAACGCUAACCUGACUUCUCUGGGUAAAGAAAUGAUAUGUUUAAACUAACUGGCUUCUCCCCCAUGGCAUAAAGCAAGCCUGCUUGUCUUAUAAAUGGUGAUGGACGUUCAGACAUUGAAAUGCAGCCAUUUUUUGUAUAUUUUUUGUAAAAUAGUUCAGUAAACAAUUGCAUGCAAACAGCUUGUAUAGUUUCAUUACAUUACAUUUACAUAUCUCAUUCCACACAUUGAGAUUUAUUCUAUUCUAAGAUCAAAGCACCAAUUUCUAUUUAAAUGAUGGGAAUAGCAGCAAUACAGAAUACUAUAUAGUAGGGACAAUUGCCUAAAUGUGCCGGCCUAAAAAUCUAAAAUGCUUAAAUUGUUUUCUCCUGGCCGUCUCAAACUUAAAUUGCUCUUGUUUGAGAUCUGAACUCAUUGCCUAUUUCCAAACAUUAUAGCUCAGCUGCGCUUCUCAAAUAUUGUGUAAGUGGUAUCGUUUUUAAAGCUCACAAGAUACUCACAAGCAAGAUCUUUUUUGCAGCUGAAACAAUACGUGUUUUUGAAUAGUGAAACUAAAUAAUGACCUAAAAUGUAUAA
Molecule: messenger RNA, 1886 nt
Organism: Triplophysa rosa
Lineage: Eukaryota; Metazoa; Chordata; Actinopteri; Cypriniformes; Nemacheilidae
Product: green-sensitive opsin-2
Exons: 6
Coding region: 10-1080 (356 amino acids)
Biological process (GO): G protein-coupled receptor signaling pathway; phototransduction; visual perception
Cellular component (GO): photoreceptor outer segment; membrane
Molecular function (GO): G protein-coupled receptor activity
Source: RefSeq, a predicted model, not a curated record